Esox lucius (northern pike) is the source of this 8564-nucleotide messenger RNA. RefSeq names its product death-inducer obliterator 1. The record is from RefSeq and is a predicted model, not a curated record. Gene Ontology annotation, cellular component: nucleus. Gene Ontology annotation, biological process: apoptotic signaling pathway; DNA-templated transcription. The transcript has 16 exons. NCBI's taxonomy places the organism in Eukaryota, Metazoa, Chordata, Actinopteri, Esociformes, Esocidae. Bases 233 to 7981 code for a protein of 2582 amino acids.
GCCAUUCCGUAUUACAAGCUACAACAACCAAAACGAAAAUGGAGGACUGAACGGAGACCGUACAAAACGUAUUAUAUCGUCGAUGCUUACAAGUCCAAGAUCCAAGUAGCAGACCUGUGAUGGUUUUUCAUUAGAAUCUGCUGUGAGCAGAAACUGAACACUUUCCUGAUCAAAGGAGCCACAUCACUACAGAGUGACAGGAUACUGUUUGAAAGUAGUGACUCCAUCAUCUAUGGAGGAGAAUGUGAGCCCUGAGCUCUCUCUAGCUCCCGAGCCAGAGCAGAGCCAGGACCGUAUGGAUAGCAGUUCUCAAGCAGUUAAUCUAGAGGACAAAGUUGAAGAGGGCAGAGAAGAGAAAAGAGACCAAGAGCACCGUGACAAUGCUACUGAGGAAAAGUUAGAGAAGGUUGAGCAAUCUGCCAAGACCACAAGCAAGUACCAGAAGACUUGGGGAUUUCGUCGAACCACCAUAGCCAAAAGAGAAAUGCCAGGAGACAAUGCGGCCGAGGGCCAGGAUGGCCAGUUAGGUCCUGUCCGGCGCAGCGGGAGGCAGGCCAAGCGCACCGACAAGCUGGAGGAGUUCCUGCUCACCACCAAGAGAGCGCGCACGGUGGGUAGGAGAAGUGCAGCCAGCAGCAAUGAGGUGGGGGACCCUCCCUCCCAGACCCCUACGGAUGCGGAGACAGCCUCUGAGGCUAGCUUCGAUGGCAACGCAGAGGCCAAGUCUGUGGAUGAUAAACCAGAUUCCCCGGUGAGGAAGACGAGGAACCGGAAGAGGACAACUCGGCUGGCUAAAGGCCGUGGCAGCAGCCAGGGCGGCUCAGUCAGUGAUGGUGGAAGCUCUGACAAUGACAAGGCUAGUGGAGAUGCAUGCAAGGGGCCCGCGGUGCCGGAGGACAAGGGGCCCGCGGUGCCGGAGGACAAGGGGCCCGCGGUGCCGGAGGACAAGGGGCCCGCGGUGCCGGAGGACAAGGGGCCCGCGGUGCCGGAGGACAAGGGGCCCGCGGUGCCGGAGGACAAGGUGACCCAAGUGCAGCAAGGCAUGGAGCCCCAGGAACAUGAGGACGUGAAGCAUGACAAAACGAGCAGCUCUAAUGUAGAGGUUACCACGCAGAGGCAGCAGAACGUUGUAAUCGAAGACCAGACAGAAAAAGAGGAGGAACCAGAGAGCGAGGAAAGGACCAUAGACACCAGUGGCAAGCGUGCCUCCGGGUCCAGAAGUCCUGCACAGGCUGGAGGCAGGGGAACAGGUCCCAAUAUUAAGACCCGGGGAGUAGUGAAGAUGCGGAACAACCAGGAAGAUGAUGCUGAAAAUGAGGAUAACGAGUCCACUUCGUCUUCAUCGUCCAGUGACUCUGGUGACGAUGAAGGAUACGACCCUAAUGCCCUCUACUGCAUCUGUCGGCAGAAACACAACAAACGGUUCAUGAUCUGCUGCGAUCGCUGUGAGGAGUGGUUCCACGGAGACUGCGUGGGCAUCACGGAGGCUCGAGGGCGUCUGAUGGAGAGGAACGGGGAGGACUACGUCUGCCCCAACUGUACCGCCAAGAAGAGCCAGACGGCCAAGCCCAACGGCAAACCCAAAACAGUGGCCCACGAGUCCCGCAAGGCUGAGCAAAUCCCCUCGCUGGCGUCUCCGUUACCGUUGGCCCCUGCCGGGACAGAGGAAAAGGGCGGGGACGACCUGGGGAUCAAAGGAAGGAUAGAGAAAACCACCAACCCCAGCGGGAAAAAGAAGAUCAAGAUUUUUCAGGCGGCGGCGUUGGAGGACGUGUCUGAUCUGCCCAAAUGUAUCGGGCCGGGCUGUGAGAAGAAUGCCCUGAAGGACUCGGUCUACUGCGGCAGCGAGUGCAUUCUGAGACACGCUGCUGCUGCCAUGGCAGCCAAGUCCAUAACUGAACCCAAGCCGAAAGACGAGCCCAAACAGAGGGACCAAGACAAGGCCAAGGGACACAGAAAGCCACCCGUUUCCAGGGCAACUUCUAAGAAGAGUUCCGGCAGGAAGACCACCAAGAAGUCCAUAGAAGACGAAGCGUCCGACAGCGAGGACAACGAGAAGGACAGUGACGAAGAGGAGCAUGCCGAGGAGCAGCCCCCGCCACCCACCAUGUCGUCCUGGUCCAACGACCAUAAUUACAAUGCAGUAACUCCAGAAAAGACUGCACCUAUAGCCCCACCAACAGUGUUAAACAAAACGUCUCAUGAAGAGAAGGAGAGUGGAGAGGACCAGAUUGAGAAGGAUCCACCCCCUCCUGAGAAGAAGUCCCCUGCUUCCACAGCGCCAGUCAAAGGAGAGAAGAGGUCCCCAGGUCCCAAAAUGUUGAAGACCUACACAAGACGUAAUAAAUCAGCAACUCGAGUCAGCGGUGCAAAGUCAGCAAAGAAACGACAAUCUCCCCCUCCCAGCAAAACACCCAAAUCCAAGAAACCACCUCCGCCGCCUGCUGUGCUGGCCCCUUCUGCCCCUGGCUCUCUAGACGCCCCACGCCAUCAUGUUACAGGAGCCCUGAGGGUUGGCAAGUCCAGCUUUACCAUCCCUAAGAAGCAGCCCCAGCCCCAGCAGAAAGAAUCCGCAGGCCGUAGUCCCACCAGAGUCCCAUCGUCAGGCCCCUCCUCCCGGCGGCCUGAGCCUGCCGCUUUAGCACCUCCCAUGAUGUCCCAGCGAGCUCCUCCUAACAAUCAGAUGAGACAGAACAUCCGCCGCUCGCUCACAGACAUCAUCUACAAGAGGGUGAGUGACAGCGAUGACUUGAACAUGUCUGAAAAUGAGGUGGGAAAACUGGCUGUCAGCAUUGAGAAGGAGAUGUUCAAUCUUUGCCUGUGCACAGACAGCAAGUACAAGAAUAAGUACAGGUCCAUCAUGUUCAAUCUCAAAGACCCCAAAAACAAGGGCCUAUUCUACAGGGUGGUCUGGGGAGAGGUCAGUCCUUUCAGGCUGGUCAGGCUGAGUGCAGAUGAGCUGCUCGCCAAAGAGAUCUCAGAGUGGAGGAAGCCCGACACCCCUGACAUUUCCAGUUCUAGAUCCCAGACGGGACAGUCCAAACCGGGUCAUAGGCAGGAGGCUGGCCCCCAUGAUGUGGACAUGGAGGAUGCUCCUCCUAUGUCUGACGGAGACGUAUGUAUCUCUGGCACCUCCCCGUCUCCUCGCAUGGCUUCAGCUGCAGAACCAGAGGAAGCAAGCUAUACCCCAUCUGGGUCAGUUCAGGCUGGGAUGAAGAGUGGCAGUGCCCUGCCAGAUAUCUUCAGCAUGAUGAGGGACACCACGCCCGAACACAGGGCCCACCUCUUUGACCUCAAUUGCAAAAUCUGUACAGGCCAGAAGUCUGCAGAUGAUGAACCAGCAGCCAAGAAGGCCAGGCUUUCCAAGAAGCCUGAGGUGAGGCAAGAGGUGAGACGCUUGUCCAGGUCUUCUUCAGGAGAAGGUGCCCUGGCCUCUUAUCCUGGCAGUGAAACGCCAGUCCCCGAGCCCCUGUCCUACCAGGAUGACACCAGCAUGCUGUUACCUCCACCCCAGACCCCAGCCCCCGUCACUGCACCAGCUGUCUCCUCCGUCAGUAUCACGCGCAGAGACCCCCGCAUGGCCAGACACAGCUCUGCCCCCGACACCUCUACGGUGGCACCGACCGCUACGGAUUCACAACCCAUCAUGCAAGAGUCAUAUUCAAGACCUAUACAGGCACCUCCUCCAGCACCCCUACCAGCCGAUACUUAUUCAAGACCAGCCAUCUCAGCAGAGGCCACUGUGGUUGCAGCGGUGGAGGUGGUGCCCAAGGGACCUCUCCCCAUGCCCCCGGCUCCUCCGGCCGCCAUCCCCAGACCAGUCCUGCAGAAGCCUGCCUCAUCAGAGCCUCCUCCUGAGGGCGAGACUGCCAUCUUCCUCCAUGGUCAAGAAAUGAUGUGGAAAGGAUUCGUCAACAUGCACACAGUGGCCAAGUUUGUCACCAAAGCAUACCUGGUGUCAGGAUCUUUUGAGUACCUGAAAGAGGAUCUGCCUGACACCAUCCACAUCGGAGGCCGAAUCUCCCCCGGCACAGUUUGGGACUAUGUGGGGAAACUGAAGACAUCUCUGUCCAAGGAGCUGUGUCUGAUCCGCUUCCACCCAGCCACAGAAGAAGAGGAGGUGGCCUACGUCUCUCUGUUCUCUUAUUUCAGCAGCAGGAAACGCUUUGGAGUGGUCGCCAACAACAAUCGUCGAAUCAAAGACCUGUACCUCAUCCCCCUGAGCUCUAAGGACCCCCUGCCCUCCAAACUAUUACCCUUCGAUGGGCCAGGACUUGAACCAGCGCGCCCAAAUCUCCUCCUAGGCUUGGUGAUUUGCCAGAAGGACAAGAAGCGUGCCGGAGCCUCUUUGGAAACCGAGGAGAAACGCUCCAAGACCCAAAUCAGAGACCCAGAUGACACUGGCCUUCCAAAAUCAACCGCCUCCAUCAAGGCUGAAGUCAAAGCAGAGAAAGCCCUGCAGUACACCCAGGACCUUCCCUUCAGCACGACCCCUCCAGGUACACCUCCCCCUCCCAGCUCCUCAGAAACCUCCAUGGCUGCCUCGUCAGUGCUGUCCUUCCUGUCCUCUGUCAAAGCCCCUGCUACCGGCAAAGAAUCCCCUUCCUCCGCCAGCACUGCCGGGUCGUCUGCUGCCAACGCCACGCCCCUUCAGACCAUCCUUAAGACCUUAUUUGGGAACAAGAGGAACGACUCGGAGGCCUCCAUGUCCCCCUCAGAGCAUGGUGCUGUUGACGUCUCGGCCGGCCCCGCUGCUCUGCUCGAUCCCAUUGUUCAGCAGUUCGGCCUGAUUUCAAGGGACCUUUCGAAGCAGGUGGAGGAUGAGGAUGACCGGCCGUAUGACCCAGAGGAGGAGUAUGACCCAGGCAUGGGCUACAAAACGCCACAGAAAACCCCUAAAGAACCUGAGCCCGUCAAACAGCCGGAGACGGCGGAUGUGGAUGACGUGGCCUAUGACCCAGAGGAUGACACCAUCUUCGAAGAGGUCAGGACUGAAGGCCCUGGGAAAACCAAGGCCAGCGAGGGUUUGACUGAACAGCAGAAGAUGCUGGAGGAUCUCAAUAAACAGAUUGAGGAGCAGAAACGUCAGCUGGAGGAGCAGGAGGAAUCCAUCCGCCAGCAGAGGUCAAACACAGGGACAUCUGCUGUGUCGUUCUCAGUCGCUGACAACGUGAUGUCAGAGCCGCCCCUGCUGGCGAACAGUCAGCUCCUGCAGCUGGGCAAAAAGGUUGAUGAGUUGGUGAAAUCCUCCUCCGGUGCUGCUCCUUUGAUUAACCAAAGACGGGACCCAAGGCAGAGCAGGGACCCCAGACAGAGUCGGGACCCCAGGAGGUUAACCUCAGACUCCGUAGAAAAAGAGGAGACGAUUACUCCUUCCCCCGUGACAGAAACCACACCGCCAUUACAGGCUACAAUCCAAGAACCAGAGACACCAUUGACCCAAGAGGACAUAGUCACUGAAUCUCUUCCCUUCCUGGAAUCAGACACAGCCGAGGUGUCCAUUCCUUUGUUAGGUGAGCAUGUAGAACCUGAUGUCGAGGUUAGUUACAUGGAAGAUCGAACAGUGCAAUCGGAGGAAAUCGACCCAACCAAGAGUGGCAUUGACAAAUACAGUAUUUGGCCAAAUGCGGCCAGCAUUUUAAAAACAGGGGAGAUCUCUAGUUUUGAGCAGAACAGCCAAGAGUCUACCUCCUCUGGCUACUUCAACACCUCCACUAGCAAGAACUCCUCUGCGUCCCCCACAAUUCCUGUACUUGCUCAGAAUGUCACCCAAGAUUGCUCCACCUUGGUGGACAGUAACCCCUCCCACAUGUCACAUAUGGGACCGUCAAGCUACAUGGACUACGGAGGUCCUCCUGACAUUCCGCCACCUACCGGCUUUCCACCCCAGCUCAGACCCCUGCCCAUGCAGGGUCCACCCCCGAGGCUUGGACAACCACCCAUGUCACAUCCCCCGCCCAUGCAGAGUAUCCCUUCCUUGUCAAGCCCUCUGCCUAUGCAGGGACAUCCGCCCCCCUUGCAGGUUCCUCCACCCAUGCAAGCGGAGAGCAACCAGUCUCAGUACCCCCAGUAUGGGCCUCCUCAGGCUGGUUAUCCUCCCUAUCAGAACCAGUGGGGAGGCAAUCAGCAGCAGUAUGAGGCCCCGCCCAGACCUCCACCCCAGAACAUAAUAUCACCUAGAGGACCGCCUCCGUUUCAGCCAAUGGGCCAGCGAGCUCCACCUCCCCAGAUGUUCAAUGUCCCCAUGGGCUCCAUGCCUCCCCAGCAUAUGGGGCAGCAGGGCCCCCCUCCAGGCCAGUUCAUGGAGGGCCAUAGCCUUCCCCCACCUCCUUCAUUUGAUGGGCAAAACGGUUUAGCUCCACCAAGGUUCAGUGGACCUCCUCCCCCAUUCAACUUCCCUGGGCCCAGAGGCCCCCCUCCGCCCUUCACAGGGCCACCCCCAGGCCACUAUGACAACCGAGGACCCCCACCCUCCCACUUCCAUGGCCCCAGGGGUCCUCCUCAUUUUGUGGACCAUGGGCCCCAAGCCCCCAUGAUUGACCCACCAAGAGGCCCUAUAGAUCAGUACAACAGUAACAGUGUUGGGUCUUACAAGCAGGGCAUGGACCAUCAGCAGGGUCAGACACCACCUGCACACCUGUACAAUGACAACCAGGCUCCACCCCCUGGCCCCUCCUACAGAGGACCUCCCCACAACCAGCAUGAGGGGCGCAGAGGCCCACCUCCCAGUGGAGAUAUGGGUGGACAGCGCUUCCAUCCACCUAACCAGUUCCGGGGGUCUAGAGCACCCUCCCCACCAUCACACAGGGGGUCCUAUGAGGACCAGAGACCCCCUCAGGACCACCGAGGGGCCAUGCCGCAGCAUUUCGGAGGACCUGACAGGUAUCGCCAUGACAGUCCAGGGGAAUUGAGACCAGCUCGCCACAGUGGGCCACUGCUCCCAACGCCUGAGGGCCCCAUGGCUCUGCCGAACCGCAUGGGUGGCCACAGCCCAGACUCCCACAGGGAGGACCACUGGCGCCGGCACUCACCCGAUGUGAGGAGAAGAAACAGCUCUACCAGAGAGGGUUCAGAACCCCGUAUUGGUGACAGGCCCAGUCGGUUUGAGGGGGCCCAAAAAGAACGGGAGACUGUUCCCAGUUCCUCUCGUAUGUCUGAGGAGAGGCAGAGGGAUUUGUCUGAGGACCGCAGGAGGGAGAGGGACCGAGAUGGGCCCCACGGCGCCAGGCUGUGGGACAGAAGCCAGGGCAAGCGCUGGAGCCGGGAGAGGGAGUGGGACCGGGACCGGGACCGAACCAGGGAGAGAGACCGAGGAGAGCGGGAACGCAGCCGAGGGAGGGAGGGAGAACGACAUCGGGAACCAGAGGGAGACAAGAGGAGAGACAGGGAAAGAGACCGAGUCAGGGAGAGAGAGCCAGAGCGCAAAGAGCCAGAGCGCAAAGAGCCAGAGCGCAAAGAGCCAGAGCGCAAAGAGGCAGAGCGCAAAGAGGCAGAGCGCAAAGAGCCAGAGCGCAGGGAUCCUGACCGGAGGGACCCUGACCGCAGGGACCCUGACCGCAGGGAGACUGACCGGAGGGAGCCUGACCGCAGGGAUUCUGACCGCAGGGAUUCUGACCGCAGGGAUUCUGACCGCAGGGAUUCUGACCGCAGGGAGACUGACCGGAGAGACUCUGACCGGAGAGACUCUGACCGGAGAGACUCUGACCGAGACAGACCCAGGGUCAGAGAGCGGGAUAGAGACAGGGAGCGGGACAGGAGAAGGGACAGGUCCAGGAGUAGGGACAGAGGCAAGGAGAGAGAGCCUGACAGGAGAGACGACCGAGACCGAGCAAGGGACCGGGACCGGGAGAGGGAGAGAGACCGGCGGGACCGGAGCAGAAGCAAAGAGAAGAGAGAAGACAAAAAAGAAACUAACAAAUGUGAUGUCCCUAAGGAGAGCGAUAAACCCGCAGAGGUGGAAAAUGAUAAAAACACAUCGUAAUGUCUUUUCAGUGUAGUCAAUCACUUUGUGAUUUUCACUUUCAGCAUCAAAACUGUUAAUGUAAAAAGAUGUUAUUUGCAAUGGUUUUCUCCAUUUGAUGCCCUUGUAGUUGGAGCAUUUUUGUAUUCCUUUUGCCACUUCAUAUUUUAUGAAUUUUAUCACAUUUAAAGAAUUUUUGCGAUAACUUAAGUUCAACUGACUUUGUGAUACCAUGUAAUUUACAUACAUGCGUGUACGUAUUCCCUGGCAAUGUACCUUUUCUAAGAAUCACCUGGAAGUAACGGAUUAACUCCCUCACCUUGGAAUGUAAAUAUGAAUGCAUUUGUGUAUAUAAUGCUAUGUUUUUAAUCACAAUUUUCUAAGUAGAGAAAUUAUAAGCCAUAUAUUGAGAAUGGAUAAUGUGAGGAUUUAGGAAACCUUGAUUGCUACAGUCUGAAUUAAUGGGACAGUUUGUGCUUGUGUGUUCAGCAGUUCAGCACUGAAUGGAAGUACUGUAUAUUAAUCUUAAUAACAGUCGACAGUUGUCAUUGAAACAUCCUGAUUUUGUUUAUACUUGGCCAAUUAAACCUACUUUAUGACUAAA